AUCUUGCUCAGGACACAAAUUCGUUCGUAGUGUCUCCAGUCAACUGGCCUGGGGAUCCUCGCACGCUUGCACCUCAACGGGCUGUAGGCAGUACCUCGAGGUACAACCUGAAUACGGCAUGGAUUACAGCGCGCACCGUUUUGGAGCUCCUACGAUUUGGGUAUAUUGCCAGUGACAUCAUGGUCAUUGCGUUCUACACCGACCAAGUCGAGCUCAUCAAGGCAAUACUCAAAGACGCGCCUCUUGCGGAUGCGUUCACUGUCACAACUGUGGAUGGAGCGCAGGGCCAGGAAAGUAAGGUCACUAUCAUCGACGCAGUCAUGCAGGGCGCAGCAUUCGCUUCUGGAAUGAAUUUUAUUGGCGCUGACAAGCGUCGAUUCAACGUUGCUAUGAGCAGAGCUCAGGUCGGUAGAAUCAUCAUCGCGAACCAGAGUAUGGUCACAAAUCCGCGAGACAAGAGCGUUUGGCGUCGGCUGAUCGAGGACCAUGAAAAGUCGAAGCGCAUUCUUCAAGGUGGCCCUUUCAAUCAGGCACUACCAGAUGCUGCUGCUGACGCCAACAUUUUGGCCAAUAUGCAGACCUUCCAACACCGCGCUCAACCUGGAGGCCAUCAAUCACCCGGCUUGCGUCGUUACGGUGCCGCUCAAGAGCCACUGGACCGGACUUACGCACAAAGUGCCUUUAUCAGGGCUACAUACGCUCCCAUUGCGACUGCUGAUAUCUACCUGCGGCGAUACAAUCGAGACUUGCCAGCAGCUAUCGACAGAUAUCUUGCGGAACACGGCGACGAUGGGAUUGCGGUCGAGAACAUCCCAUAGAAGCCAGGAACGCGGCUUGCGCAGUUCUGCUGAGCAGAGUCCGAAGCAGUCGUUGUUGUCUGUCAAGAAGUCGAACAUUGAGCUCUCUCCAAAUACAGUCCGGUAGUGGAUGUAUGGAGAGCCCAACCUUCCAUAAUUCCGAGUCAAUUUUCAUCUAUCAAUUCCACACCGUCUUGCUACUUCUGACGCAUCCCUACAACCUGUCGCAAUCACAAGGGGAAGCCACGAUGAGUCGUAUUCCACAGCCGAAAAAGCCGUAUGGCACAUUGAGGGAUCAUCCCAUGAUGGAAUGAGAUCGCGAAGCAUUGCUUUCGAUACUGCAAUCCAGGACCGUAUUCGCGCUUAUUACCGCGCAGAGUCCAGACUUGUGAAGCGGCCACGAGGUUCCAAUUGUGAACAGUCGUACCGUUUCCAUUUGAGAGGCAUGUGCAUCACAAGUGCGCGCAAUUGAUGGCUUGAAAAAAAGCUUGGGGUUUUCCGUUCUGAGAAUAUUUAAUAGGGGUUUUGUCGCUGAGAAUUGUAGAACUACUG
Molecule: messenger RNA, 1349 nt
Organism: Pseudocercospora fijiensis CIRAD86
Lineage: Eukaryota; Fungi; Ascomycota; Dothideomycetes; Mycosphaerellales; Mycosphaerellaceae
Exons: 1
Coding region: 180-818 (212 amino acids)
Molecular function (GO): 5'-3' DNA helicase activity
Source: RefSeq, a predicted model, not a curated record